AGUUUUCAGUUCCACUGCGCCCGAAGCACCAUUUCUGUACACAUUAUCCCCAACUUAUCUUAUCACUGGGUCCUUUGAUGUCCUACUGUACGCUUCAUUGCGAAAGGAAACACUGUUUCUUCAAACGGUGUUUGAGAAGCACAUUGAAUUUCAAAAAUGUUACUAAGUUUUGUACGGACCAGCAUCAGUAUUAUCAGGGGCUACUGAGUACUCAAACAGUUCGAUAUCAAAAUGAUUUCAUGCUCGAUAAUUUCAUGGAAAACAUGGAAUACCUUCCAAUGAAAACACAAGACCUUUUGAGGGAGCACGAACUUGAUAAAAUUUCGAAUAUAUAUGUAGAAAAAGGCAGUUACCUAGGCUAUAGCUAUGAGAGUGGUAAAUAUCUGUUUCUGGAGCAUGAUGAGUACGGCGAGAAUUUCUAUGUCAUGAAAAUCAACCUAAUAAUAUACAACAAAGUAUCACGAAAGAUUGUAGUAUUGGGCAGAAAAACUACUGUAUGUAAUGUUCAUGAAAAAGGGCUAAUGAAAAUACUUGAUGCUGAUGACGCCGAGGACCGUCUAAUCUGUAAAGGCAUAGAGGAGUUCAUAGACCGGGCACCACUGGACUCCUUUCAAGAGAAAGAUGAAACAUACUUAUUCGUUAAACACUCGAUUCCUCUUAUGUAGCUUAUUCCAAAAUGGACACGAUCGCGGUUUACAAAAUUUGUGAUGUAACCCGUAUGAAUCGACAUACCGUAACCGCAGGCAGGAAUGUUAUCAGUUUAAUGAAACAAGGCUCACUAAUGUUAAAUAAACCAAUCUCUCAAAUCGUGCUGGAGAAUGAUGGAUGCCAAAUAACAAGCGAUUUGGCUUUGGCUGCUUUCACGAACAGUUUAUUUAUGCUACUUAAUGCCGAAGAGAGAUGGACAUCUGAAAAUGUAAAUGUUACAUCGAAAGACACAGACAUUGGUAACGGAGCAGAUAUGUAUUAUGUCUUUGCUGAUCGUACUCGCCUUUCGGAAGGCACGACUGAUUUUGUAUGUGCCAUACAGGACUUAAUGAGUGUGCAUUAUGUGCACAGUUUCAUGUAUUUGAAAAGUGCGGCUAAAUUCCUAGAGUUAGUGCAGGAAUACUUCCUAAAAAUUUUUACGACGAAAGGAUCUAAGUCGAGUGCUGUACGUAUUGGUAAGCAACAACGCACUGUAAAGAAAGUAAUAGCAUCUCUAUCUCAAUACGAGUCACCAAAACAGAAGGAGCCACCUCUCGACCAGAUUUAACAUCCGCUGCCUUUUCGUACCGGAAUAAGUUCAUCGUUAUUUCCUCUAAACACAAACAUUCACUUGUGCCAAGACAUUGGCAUACAAAACUCUCAAAAUGUUUUUUUUUUUUGCAAAAUUUAUAGUAUAAAAUAUUAGUUUAAGGAUUCUUUCUAAACAAGCGACAAAAUGGCAUUCAAAUCAGAAUCACUUUGUAAGAAAAUGUGUAUUAUUCAUAAGUUUUCAACGCAAUUGAUUUUCAAUAAACCUAUAGAAAAUGAAAUAAAAGCAUUUUUAUUUGCAAAAAUGGAAGAAACUCAUGAAACAUAAACAUAACCUCAAUUAAAAUAAUCGAUAUGAAAAUUACGACGAGCUGUAAUUUUACAGAUUCUCAAUUGUAUAAGACGUGUAAUUCUAUAGCUUGAUGUAAUUUUACAUUCAAACGUAAUUUUAUAUAUCAUACGAUGGAGGUCAUUUUGUUACAUUCAGUUGAACGUAAUUUUACAGGUUUCGUUCGAACU
Molecule: messenger RNA, 1755 nt
Organism: Armigeres subalbatus
Lineage: Eukaryota; Metazoa; Arthropoda; Insecta; Diptera; Culicidae
Exons: 3
Coding region: 677-1255 (192 amino acids)
Biological process (GO): apoptotic process
Source: RefSeq, a predicted model, not a curated record